Molecule: messenger RNA, 1627 nt
Organism: Acanthopagrus latus (yellowfin seabream)
Lineage: Eukaryota; Metazoa; Chordata; Actinopteri; Spariformes; Sparidae
Product: taste receptor type 2 member 38
Exons: 2
Coding region: 207-1184 (325 amino acids)
Biological process (GO): G protein-coupled receptor signaling pathway; sensory perception of taste
Cellular component (GO): membrane
Molecular function (GO): G protein-coupled receptor activity
Source: RefSeq, a predicted model, not a curated record
CUGAUCCCCUCUUCAAAAGGCUGCUCUGACAAACUGUGACGGAUUCCAUCCUGUGGCACAAAUGAAGAAGCGUCUGGUUUGGGUGUGUGUGUGACUUCUCGUCAUCUCUUUGAACACAGCAGAAACAAAACACUUCAAACCCCACACAGACUGAAGCACAGAGAUUAUUCUCAUCGGCAGCAGAAGUUUUUGGGGUAAAGAUCAUUAUGCAAGAGGCCGUUAAAUUCACGCUGUGGGUGAUGACGGGCCUGUUGGCCGUCACCACCGUCUUCUUCAACGUCUACAUCCUGCUGACGAGUCUGUGGAACUACAAGCAGAAGAAGCAGUGGAGUCCCAGUGAGACCAUCAUCGUGGCUCUGUCGCUGGCCGACGUGGCUCACCAGCUCGUCUGUUACUUCUGGAUGACCAUGGACGAAGUUGAUGGCAACUGCUACGUCAACCACACGUCCUACACCGUCAUCCUACUGCUGAUCUUCAGCCUCAAGUUCACCAUCAUGUGGGACACCAGCUUCCUCACGUUCUACUACAGCACCAAGCUGGUGAACACCCCCAACCACUGCUACUCUCAGAUCCAGGCCACCAUCCUCAAACACGUCACCUUGGCUGUGCUUCUCAUCCCUCUCUGCGGCCUCGCCACCUGCAUGCCGAUGAUGGUGGUGUUCCACCACAGCAACACCACCACAGGGAACCAAGACUGCGGGGUUUUGAUACCCGACACCCGCCCCGGACAGAUCUACGAGGCCGUGUACCUGCUGCUCGCUGACGUUCUGCCAGGUGUGCUCAUGAUGAAAUGCUGCAUCUCCAUCUCCGUCCACCUCGCCAUCCACCUCCGUCACAUGAAACAAAGCACCAACGGAGCGCACCAGCCGAAGCUGGGCUCUCAGAUGAGGGUGAUCAAGAUGUCUUUAUCUCUGGUGGUCGUCUUCAUCGUCUUCCUGGUGGUCGACCUGUACGUCCAGUACGAGAUCGCCGUGAACCACGAGAACAUCAUCAUGCUCACAUUCUUCUUCACGUCCAUCUACACCACCACCACCGCCAUGGUGCUCAUCUACGGGAAGAAGACUUUUUGGAAAGCUCUGAUACACGAGUACAACGUCUGCCUGGAUGAAUAUCCGUGUUUGUCUUGUCUGAAGGUGCCUGAAAAAAAAGCUCAACCCAGCACCCCAUCAAAAGUUAAAAACUGAGAAGCCAAUUUGCUGCACAGCAGAGGUCUUUGUGCUGAAAUCAAUUGGUCAUUGUCUGAAUUUAUUAAAAACUUGGACAGAACUUAUUCUUUUAUCUUUAGUUUUAGCAAUUUCAGUAAUGACUGCUGUCCUGCUGCAGCACCAUUUCUUAUAAUUUCAUCUAUUCAGCUGUGCUGAGCCUGAGCAGGGAGGGAAGUGUAGAGCUUUUCACAGAUCACAGCAGCCAGGUAACCUCCUUUCCAUCCAAAUCACAAGCUCUGUAGACCGACUGUACCUACGAAUUAAUAUUUCAUUGGGACAAAUAAUAGUCCGUCUGUUAAAUAGAUCCCCAAGCAUGGUUGCCUGGACAUGAUGUAACUCGGAACCCAUCUAAAAAUGUUAAAAAAUACAUGUGACUGUGGUGAGAGUACAGAGCAUAUUAAUAAAACAACAAAGUAUGCACA